AUGACUACCCUAAAAGGUGAGAUCAAUUACUCGAAACUAAAAGACAAGUCAGUCAUCAUUACUGGUGGCUCAAGCGGUCUAGGUGAAGCAACAACAAUCAAGUUUGCCAGCCAUGGCGCGUAUGUCACGAUCGCCGAUAUGGCCGUGGAUGCUGGUCAGGCACUGGCUAAGCGACUAUCUGAUCAGGGAAAACAUGUCAGCUUCGUCGAGUGUAACACAACAGACUGGGCUUCGUCCGUGAAAGCCUUCAAGCAUGCCGUCAACUUCGCGCCGACCAAGACCUUGGAUAUAGCGAUACUGUUUGCUGGAACCGAUGGUGCGAGAAAAGGGCUUGUCGAUGAAAUGCUGCAGCAACCUGAGCCUACCCUUGACAACGAGCCUACUCCGCCGAUCACGAAGGCCAUUGACGUGAACCUCACGGGAGAGUAUAUGUCCACAGCACUGGCUUUGCAGUACUUCCGGCUCAAGGGAACAGGUUCGUCCAAUAUUCAAGGACCUCAACCCAAGAAGUGUCUUAUCUUGAUGUCGAGCAUGACUGGAUACAUAGACCUGCCAUACAAUACAGACUACAGCGUCAGCAAGUAUGGCAUCAGAGGUCUCUUCAGAUCGAUAAGAUCACAAGCACAUCGCGUCAAUGCCCGUGUCAAUUGCCUUCUACCAGGAUACAUUCUCACACCCUUGACCAAGAAGGUUCAUCAAAUUGAGGAUCCGAAUGAACCGAGUAAGGCGACAGGCUACAAGCUACCAUGGGCACCAAUCGAGUAUGUGGUCGAUGCUUGCGGGAGAUGUGCAGUAGACGAUCAGAUGGACGGAAGAGCGCUUGGUGUGUUUCCGAGCGGCGUUGUUGAUAUUGAAGAAGAUGUCGAGACAGGAUAUGGUGGGCGCCAGAUCCUGAAAGUUAUGGAGCAAGAUGGAUUUUUCGAUAUACCCAGUCUGUUUCCAAAGAAAUCCUAG
Molecule: messenger RNA, 954 nt
Organism: Lithohypha guttulata
Lineage: Eukaryota; Fungi; Ascomycota; Eurotiomycetes; Chaetothyriales; Trichomeriaceae
Exons: 1
Coding region: 1-954 (317 amino acids)
Cellular component (GO): cytoplasm
Molecular function (GO): oxidoreductase activity, acting on the CH-OH group of donors, NAD or NADP as acceptor
Source: RefSeq, a predicted model, not a curated record